AAGAUUUCAAAGAAACUAGAAAGCUUCAACUCCACAAUUUCAGAAUUGCAGUAGUAUAAUUUAUUGCUGCAUAAUUCAGCGAUUACAACUCAUAAGCUGAAUCAUGUAUUAAGCAAUUUUGAAAUCAAAAUACAACUUGACUUACUUUUUACGGAGGUAGUCCUCCCCAAUUAUUCUUCUUUAGUUGAACACAAACUACAAUAUGCCUACUCCAGUUAUAAAUCCUAAUUUAGAUUUGGAACCAUUAAAUAAUGAGGAAAUAUUAAAAAUAGCACGUAAACAAGGUGAAGAUCCAGAUAGAAUUUGUUCAAUAAUUGAUGAAUUUCGGAAUAUUAUUUAUGAAAGAGAAGACUGUACACCACAUAGAACUGAUACUGAAUUUUUAAUAAAAUUUUUAAGAGCUAGAUUUUGGAGAAUAGAAUCAAGUUAUAAAUUGUUAUGCAAUUAUUGUAAUUUUCGUAAUGCAAAUCGUGAUUUAUAUGAAAAAUUACAUCCACUUGAUUUAAAAGAUAUUGGUGAAGCUGAUGUUGUUACAGUAACACCAUAUAAAGAUCAAUUGGGUCGUCGUAUUAUGAUAUAUCGUUUUGGUAAUUGGAUACCAUCAAAAGUACCAGUUGAUGAUAUCUUAAAAACAACAUUAUUACUAUUAGAAAUGGGUGCAUUAGAACCAUCUUUUCAAGUAUUAGGUGGUGUUGGUAUAAUUGAUUUAACAAAUUUAUCAUUACGUCAGGUAUUUCAUUUAACACCAUCAGUAGCACAAAAAAUGUUAGCUUUAAUAGUGACAUCAUUACCAAUACGAACAAAUGCAAUACAUAUUGUAUUUCAAAAUUGGGUAUUUAAUACAGCAUUCAGUAUAUUUAAACCAUUUUUAAGUUCUAGAAUGAGAGAAAGAAUAUAUAUACAUGGAGAUGAUAUGUCAUCAUUACAUAAGCAUAUAUUACCAGAAAAUUUACCAAAACGUUAUGGUGGAAUACAUGAUGAUUGUCCAUAUACAAUUUGGGUUGAAAAUUUAUUAAAAAAUGAAAAAAUUUUAAGAGAAUUAGAAUCAUUAGGAUAUGUUGUUCAUUCAAGAAAUUUAUUAUUAAAUAAAAAUUAGAAUUUAUUAAAUUUUAACUUAAAAUGUAAAUUUUUUUAAAUAAUAUUCUCUAUGAAAUAUUAAAGCUAAAAAUACUUUAUUUCUAUUUUUUAUAUUGUAAUAGAAAAUUAAGCAGUACACAAGAAAUUAACUAUAAUUAUUAUUGAUUAUUAAAUUUUUUUUUUUAUAAAAAUUUAAUUUUUUACUCAAGCUUUUAAAAUUACAUGAAUUUAUUCAAUUACAAAUUCCACCCCAUACACAAAGUAUAAAAGAAAAAAAAUUAUUAAAAAAGCUCGGGGGCAUGAAACUUUGUACCGAAAUUUUGAUAUUUAGAACAAAAUAUCUAUAUAAAAUAUGAGUUUAAUUAGUGUAUAUAUAUAUUUCAUUAAGUUUUUUAUAAAGUUAUUAAAUUUAUAUUUUUUUAAAAUGUAAAAGAAAAUAAAAAAAAUUUUGUGAUAAUAAAAAAAA
Condylostylus longicornis is the source of this 1543-nucleotide messenger RNA. Its product is annotated as clavesin-2-like. The record is from RefSeq and is a predicted model, not a curated record. The transcript has 5 exons. NCBI's taxonomy places the organism in Eukaryota, Metazoa, Arthropoda, Insecta, Diptera, Dolichopodidae. Gene Ontology annotation, molecular function: phosphatidylinositol bisphosphate binding. Gene Ontology annotation, cellular component: membrane. The coding region runs from base 203 to 1096 and encodes 297 amino acids.